Molecule: messenger RNA, 840 nt
Organism: Rhinolophus ferrumequinum (greater horseshoe bat)
Lineage: Eukaryota; Metazoa; Chordata; Mammalia; Chiroptera; Rhinolophidae
Gene: EXOSC5
Product: exosome component 5
Exons: 6
Coding region: 69-764 (231 amino acids)
Biological process (GO): U4 snRNA 3'-end processing; poly(A)-dependent snoRNA 3'-end processing; rRNA catabolic process
Cellular component (GO): nuclear exosome (RNase complex); nucleolus; cytoplasmic exosome (RNase complex)
Source: RefSeq, a predicted model, not a curated record
GCCUGUACGCAAGCGCGCACUCUGUGCGGAAGCGACAGCGCGCGUGGUUUGGUCUUGUGGAGGGGGCGAUGCAGACUGACGCCAAGAUCCGCACUGCGGGUGGAACAGAGCCGGGCCCUCAGGGCCCCGGCUGCAGCCUCCGGCACUUUGCCUGCGAACAGAACCUGUUGUCCCGGCCGGAUGGUUCUGCCUCUUUCUUGCAAGGGGAUACCUCCAUCCUGGCAGGCGUGUACGGGCCGGCUGAGGUGAAGGUCAGCAAAGAGAUCUUCAAUAAGGCCACACUGGAAGUGAUCCUGAGGCCGAAGAUCGGGUUGCCUGGCGUAGCAGAGAAGAGCCGGGAGAGGCUGAUCAGGAACACGUGUGAAGCGGUGGUGCUGGGGACGCUGCACCCCCGUACCUCCAUCACCAUCGUGCUGCAGGUCGUCAGUGAUGCUGGCUCUCUCUUGGCCUGUUGCCUGAACGCCGCCUGCAUAGCAUUGGUGGACGCAGGUGUGCCCAUGCGGGCCCUCUUCUGUGGGGUCACCUGUGCCCUGGACUCUGAUGGUACCCUCGUGCUGGACCCCACAGCCAAGCAAGAAAAGGAGGCCCGGGCAGUCCUGACCUUUGCACUCGACAGUGUGGACCAGAAGCUGCUCAUGUCCACCACCAAGGGGCUCUACUCUGAUGCUGAGCUCCAGCAGUGCCUGGCCGCAGCCCAGGCUGCCUCGCAGCACGUCUUCCGCUUCUACCGGGAAUCACUGCAGAGGCGUUACUCCAAGAGCUGAGGCAAGCUGGGGCACGGCGCCCCUCCCGCUGCCACCACCCACUACCUCCAGUGCAAAAUAAACUGGCGUCCCAGCA